AUGGCUUCUGGUCUAUCAAGCUCUUACACUCGCAGGCGUCGGAUAGAGUGGCCAACGAUGGACCGAAACAUUUGGGACAUCAUCCAUUCAAGAGAGGCUGACAGCAACGCGGCGAAUUCAAACCUUGAAAUCCCAGAAACUGCACGAGCCCUUGUGGUUAGGGAACUUUCAAAAUGCGACACAAGGCAAGGAUUCGUGCCGGACCUCCAGAUCUACGAUCAAUCGGCAGAAUGGAAUGCUGAUCUCCAUUGGCUAUCAACCAUGAUUGUGCGAACAGGGGUUCAACUGGACAAACUGUUCGAAACUAUUGAAGCAAGUGGGUUUCUUGGAGAAUUUGAAAGGGAGGCUUUCGAAUACUACCAAGUCCAACCAAAGGGCCUGCAAAUUGCUCAGAAUACCAAGGAAAACGAAGGCCAGCUCCUGCCAGAUGGCACCAUCAGCCCCAAGAGAAUGCAAUUGGAUUCUGGUUACCCCAUGGGCUUGACCCAAACCCCCAAAAGUUUGCGGCUCAGAUCAGAAACUGCGAAAACCAGUUUAAUGCCAUUGAGAAGGCAUUCCGAGAUGCAGAGGGCCUGA
This is a messenger RNA of Uncinocarpus reesii 1704, 576 nucleotides long. RefSeq lists its product as uncharacterized. The record is from RefSeq and is a predicted model, not a curated record. The transcript is spliced from 4 exons. Bases 1 to 576 code for a protein of 191 amino acids. NCBI's taxonomy places the organism in Eukaryota, Fungi, Ascomycota, Eurotiomycetes, Onygenales, Onygenaceae.